GUUAUCAAUGGUGAAGUCAGGAUCACAAGCUCAUAUGAUGCUACGAAACUGUAUUUGAAUGCCUCUUAUCAGGAAGUUGAUGAUUUCAGGUCAAAGAUUAGUGAUGUUCAUAGUCCUAUGAAAAGUUUGAGUACUGCCACAGUUCUUUCCCAGUCCAUAGGUAUUUCAGAAUUCACCAGUGGUGCUGUUUCUGUGACUUCAGUAGGUGGUCUAUUGAAAAUUAAAGAGGAUGGAGAGUUUUAUGUUCCAGCAGAGAUUGUAGGAAUUGAAAGUUCUUUUGGGUGGAUGUACAUCUCUUGCAUGUCACCAUCAUGCAACAGAAAGCUCCGGAAAGCAGGAGAGGAUUUGGUUUGUUCCACAUGUGAUAAAAAAUUCAAAGAAGGCAUUGCUAGGUAUAAGCUGAUUGUUAGGGUGAUGGAUAUAGGUUUAUCAGAUGCUCCCUUCCUUUUAUGGGAUAAGGAAUGUUCAGACUUAGUUGGUAUACCUGCCAACCUUCUGUACAAGAAGUAUAACCAGGUUUCUGACAUUCCAACGGAAUUGGAUUCAUUAAUUGGAAUGCCAAUGAUAUUUAAGAUAUCACUGAAAAUGAGCCAAAUGAAAGGAGCCAAUCCAGCAUAUGCUGUGACUAGGAUUUUAAGGGAUGAGAUAUUAAUAUCUACCUACUGUUCCAAAAUUAAGGACAACCAAGAAAAAGAUUUAAUCUCGAUAAUGAUUGAUGAGGAUGAAGAGGAAGAAGAUGAACCUGAUCAGGAAGCUUCAAAUGGGGAAAAUGAAGUUAACAGCCCUAACAGUGUCCAGCAGCCCCAAAUGGUUGAGAGUGAAACUGAAGAAGCUUCUGGUGUGAAGAGAUCCCUGUUGGACCAGUUUUCUUCUUCCAACAAGCUUAAGAAGGCCAAGGCUGUGACUGCUCAGGGAAAUGGUUCCUAAGUUCCUAAUAUUUGAUAUAUUUCAGCAGACAAUUGUCCACCAUUGUGUGGUUGUUUUAAUUUUUGGAUGUUUUUUUGGGGAACCAUCUAUCAGUAAUAGCACUAUAAUAGUGCUAAACUAUUUGAAUUGACUGUUACUCUUUAUCUAUUUUGAAUUUGUCUAAGUAUUCACUAUUAUAUUU
This is a messenger RNA of Ipomoea nil (Japanese morning glory), 1108 nucleotides long. RefSeq lists its product as uncharacterized. Lineage: Eukaryota; Viridiplantae; Streptophyta; Magnoliopsida; Solanales; Convolvulaceae. The record is from RefSeq and is a predicted model, not a curated record. The transcript has 6 exons. Bases 118 to 927 code for a protein of 269 amino acids.